This is a messenger RNA of Megalops cyprinoides (Indo-Pacific tarpon), 3282 nucleotides long. It is a transcript of the gene ephb6, whose product is annotated as eph receptor B6. The transcript has 19 exons. Gene Ontology annotation, molecular function: ATP binding; transmembrane-ephrin receptor activity; protein binding. Gene Ontology annotation, cellular component: plasma membrane; neuron projection. The coding region runs from base 6 to 3044 and encodes 1012 amino acids. Gene Ontology annotation, biological process: protein phosphorylation; cell surface receptor protein tyrosine kinase signaling pathway; axon guidance. NCBI's taxonomy places the organism in Eukaryota, Metazoa, Chordata, Actinopteri, Elopiformes, Megalopidae. The record is from RefSeq and is a predicted model, not a curated record.
UGGAGAUGUGGAGUGUCUUUCUGUCUCUCUCUCUGUUUCUCCAGCCCAAUUCAGCUGAGGAAGUGAUGCUGUUGGACACCACAGAGACUACAUCUGAAUUAGGCUGGGUCACCUAUCCUGACACUGGGUGGGAUGAGGUCAGCGUGCUCGACGACAGGGGCAAGCUCAUCCGCACAUUCGAGGUCUGCAACGUCAACCAGAACCCCCGCCUCCAGGACAACUGGCUGGCCACACCUUUCCUGUACCGCCAUUCGGCUCCCCGGGUCUUUGUGACACUGCGGUUCUCCGUGCGGGACUGCGCCAGCCUGAGGUCCCCGUCGCCCUCCUGCAGGGAGACUCUCACGCUCUACUACAGACAGGCUGAUUCACAGCGGGAGAUUGAGAGGACCUGGGGAGGAGAGCCUGGCAAUGGAGAGAAGGAAACCAGGGAAGGGUGGGUGAAAAUUGACACCAUAGCUGCGGACAAGAGCUUCAGCCGAGUGGAGCCCAGUCUUCCCCACCAGUACCAGCCGGAUCGGCACCGCCGGAUCAACGUCAAAACCCGCAGCUUCGCCCCUCUCACUCGCAGCGGAUUCGUUCUGGCCAUCGUGGACAGCGGAGCUUGUGUGUCCCUGAUGGGCGUGUCCAUCUUUUACCGCCGUUGCCCCUCCACCAGCCGGUACCUAGCGUAUUAUCCGGCCACGCCCUCAGGGGCGGAGCCCACAGCCCUGGUGCCAGUGACGGGAACCUGCGUGCCUCACAGCCAAUCACAGGGCGGGACGGCGCCUCGGAUGCAUUGUAACGCAGAAGGGGAUUGGAUGGUGCCGGUCGGGGGAUGCGUCUGUGAUGAGGGUUAUGAGCCAAACCACAACAGCUCAGCCUGCCAAGCCUGUCCGGUGGGUCAUUUCAAGGCUGUGCCAGGCUCUGUUCCGUGUUCACCAUGUCCAGCUAACAGCAGAACCAGUACCGAGGGGUCUCGCGUGUGCGAAUGCAGAAGCGGGUUCUACCGGGCGCCCAACGAUGCAAACACCACAGCCUGCACAGGUCCUCCCUCCGCCCCGCUCUCCCUCUCCUGGGAGUACGAGAGCGCGGAGGGCGGCGUGUCCCUCCGCUGGCGGCCCCCCAAGGACAUGGGGGGUCGGAGUGAGGUGUGGUACGGCGUGGUGUGCCGGAUCUGCCCCUCCGCCUCGCCGACGCCCCCCGGAGUGUGCUCGUGGUGCGGAGAGGCGGUCACCUACACCCCGACCCAGACCGGCCUCCGACAGACCAAAGUCACGCUCAAAAACCUGCUCACGCGAGUUACCUACCUCAUACAGGUGCAAGCAUUAAAUGACGUGUCAGCUCUAAGUCCCUUCCCGCCACAAUUCGCCAGCAUCAACUUCACCACCAGCCAAUCAGUGCCCUCUCCUGUACCCAUGCUCCACCAGCUGAGUCGAGCCCCAGACUCCAUCACUCUCUCCUGGCCACAGCCUGACAGGCCCAACGGAGACAUCCUGGAAUACCAGCUGAGAUACUACGACAAAGGCUCAGACGAGGACAGCGCUGUCAGCGUGUUCAGCGAGACCAACACGGUGACAGUGAGUCCUCUGGCCCCAGGGUCCAUCUACGCUUUUCAGAUCCGGGCCAGGAACGAGAGGGGCUUUGGGCCUUACAGCCACACUAUUUAUUUCACCACUCUGGCCCUGGAGGAGCGUUCUAAACAAGUCCAGAAUCGACUGCCUCUAUUGGUUGGCUCAGUAAUGGGCGGGGCCGCCUUUCUAUUGGUCGUUGCAGCCAUAGUCAUCGUGUUUGUCUUCCGGAGUAAACGCAGAGAAAGCCCGUACAGUGACAGAUUACAGCGAUACAUAAGUACCAGAGGGGGCGUGAAGUACUAUGUGGACCCAUCCACUUAUGAGGACCCCAGUGAAGCCGUGCGAGAGUUUGCCAGAGAGAUUGACCCCUCCCACCUCAAGAUCGAGGAGGUCAUUGGUGCAGCACAAUUUGGAGAGGUGUCCCGGGGCAGAUACCGCCCCAUGGGCAGGAGAGAGAUGCUGGUUGCUGUGAAGACCCUGCGCUGGGGGGUGUCUGAUCGCGAGAGGGGGGUCUUCCUCAGUGAGGCUGGUGUCCUGGGCCAGUUCGACCAUCCCAACGUCCUGAAACUGGAAGGGGUGAUCACUCGCACCCCUCCAGAGAGGAUAAUCACUGAGUACAUGGAAAAUGGACCACUGGAUGCUUUUCUCAGGGAGAAUGAGGAGCAGUUCAGUGUGCUGCAGCUGGUGGGGAUGCUGAGGGGGGUAGGGGCGGGCAUGCGCUACCUCUCCGAGAGGAAUUUCGUCCACAGGGACCUGGCUGCCCGGAACGUGCUGGUUAACUCCAAUCUGGUCUGCAAGGUGUCCGACUUUGGCCUCUCCCGGCUGAUGCGCGGGCUGGAUCACAACAUGCCCACCUACACCGCCUCCCUGUUGUCCUUCCCUCUCUUAUUCUCACAGGGCAGCAAAAUCCCGGUCAGGUGGACAGCCCCAGAAGCAUUCCAGCAUCGUAAGUUCAGCUCGGCUAGCGAUGUCUGGAGUUUCGGCGUCCUGAUGUGGGAGGUGAUGUCAUAUGGGGAGCGCCCAUACUGGGACAUGAGCAACCAAGAGGUGAUGAAGGCAGUGGCUGACCAGUACCGCCUUCCAGCCCCCCAUAACUGCCCCCCUGCUCUCCACUCCCUGAUGUUGCAGUGUUGGCAGGCAGAUAGGCAGGAUCGGCCCGGGUUCGACUCAUUGCUCUCCUCACUGGACAGACUUAUCCGACACCCGGCCUCUCUCAAGACCGAACCGACCCGCUCCACCCAACCACUGCUUAGCCCCACCCCUACAGACCUGUCAACGGUGGUGACCGUAAGCGAUUGGCUGAAAGCCCUCCGAAUGGAGCGAUACAAGGAUGAGUUUGAGAGAGCGCAGUUGCACAGCUUGGAGAGAGUCAGCACCCUCACUAUGGAGGAUGUACAGAAUCUGGGAGUGAAUCUUCUGGGUCACCAGAGGAAAAUCGUCCAUGCCGCCCAGCAGCUCAGAACCCAUCUCACUCAGGGACAGGUUGAGGUGUAAAACAAAUCCACCAUGUUAUCAGAUUCUUUUGAAAAUCAAUGGCAGAGAUGGCACAAUGGAUUGUGUGAGUUGUGGUCUAAAUAAACAAAUGCACAGACAGGAGUGUUGGAGAUGGUGGAGGGAAGGUUAAAACAGUCUUUUAAAAUGUGUUUCACUCCACUCAUUCACCCUCAUUUAUUCUCCCUUUCCCUAAUUGUUAUCCCUCUUCUUAUUCUUUCACUCCAUCCCUCUGUCUCAC